Messenger RNA from Micromonas commoda, 694 nucleotides. It is a transcript of the gene PETE, whose product is annotated as plastocyanin, chloroplast precursor. Lineage: Eukaryota; Viridiplantae; Chlorophyta; Mamiellophyceae; Mamiellales; Mamiellaceae. The transcript is spliced from 3 exons. Gene Ontology annotation, molecular function: copper ion binding. The record is from RefSeq and is a predicted model, not a curated record. Gene Ontology annotation, cellular component: chloroplast thylakoid lumen. The coding region runs from base 27 to 536 and encodes 169 amino acids.
UCGCAUCAACAACACACGUAUACAAAAUGGCCGCCAUGACCUCCACCUUCCUCGGCUCCGCCGUCGCCGCCAAGGCCCCCGUUAAGGUUGCCGCCAAGAAGGCCGUCGCCCCCGUCGCGUCCCUCGACGGCCUCAAGAAGAGUUUUAUCGCUAACGUUGUUCCUUCCCCCGCUCCCCUCCUCCCUUCUCAGGCUGCCGUCGUCGGUGUCUCCACCGUCCUCCUCGCCUCCCCCGCCUUCGCCGCCACCAUCAAGCUCGGCGGUGACAACGGCGAGCUCGGCUUCUUCCCCAACAAGAUCACCGUCGCCAAGGGCGAGACCGUCGAGUUCGUCAACAACAAGGCGUUCCCCCACAACGUCGUCUUCGACGAGGACAACGUCCCCUCCGGCGUCAACGCCGACGCCAUCUCCCACGAGGAUUACCUCAACGGCCCCGGCGAGAAGGUGACCAACAAGUUCGACACCCCCGGCACCUACGGCUACUACUGCGAGCCCCACCAGGGCGCCGGCAUGCAGGGCACCAUCAUCGUCCAGUAAAUUCCCGUAACGGACUGGACCGGUGCCCGACGGAGCGUCGCGUUGAGGGACCUUCAAGGGCCUUCUCGCGGCGAGAUCAUCUGCCGGAGCUUCGCGAGGAGCGGCGCGUUGCGGUGAAGAUACUUUUUUUUAUUCCAAGCGCAGCUCACCGAACAUCA